AUUGUGUUAAGAAGAAACAUCAUUCAGUAAUAAGAUAAUAUCAAAAUGAUUUCGAAGAUUGCAAUUCUAUAUUGCCUGGUUGUGUCUGCGACAUGUAUGGUAUUACAUCAAGCACCAUCACCAUUGUACCCUCUCCAGUAUCAAGACCAAGUGCAAAACAACAAUUUUGAUUACAACGCUAACAAUGGUCAGCCUGGAAAUUUCAAUGGUCGAGAUAAUCUACAAGAAACUCGCCGAGGAGAAACUGGAUUAGGACAGUACUCUCUCCGUCAACCAGAUAACAUUCCGAGAGCUGGUGAAUACAGGUCUGAUGACGCAGGAUACAACGCAUACCUUAAUAACGAUAGGAGACAAAGCAAUGUAGGUAGUGACAGAUAUGUGGAAAAUAUCAACGAAGAAGCCAGACGUUCAAGCAACCAAGUGUCGCAAAUAAACCAACCAUGGCCAAUUCCCAGCAUCCAACAAGCAAGUCCAACUCCUGUAACCAUCACACAAACAUCCGUCUACCACCAGACCUACUCGCAUGGCCAUAAAUCUUGGAUAUAAUCAACGAGCGACAACGAGUAAAACAAUUUACCUAUACUAAUGCUGUUAGAAUUUCGGAAUAUUAAUCACUAAUCAAAUGUCUUGAAGUCUGAUCAAAAUUUGUAUGUUUUUUUACUACUUACACUGUUUUCAUGUCACAAAAAGAUACAGUUUGCUGUUUUAUGGAAUAAAU
Molecule: messenger RNA, 718 nt
Organism: Papilio machaon (common yellow swallowtail)
Lineage: Eukaryota; Metazoa; Arthropoda; Insecta; Lepidoptera; Papilionidae
Gene: CPR65
Exons: 2
Coding region: 46-546 (166 amino acids)
Source: RefSeq, a predicted model, not a curated record